AUGUCGCAGCAGAAGGGUAAGAAAAUCCCUGACAGAGCUGAGAAAUCAGGCUUCUUCACGGCGAGAUCCGCGCCUUCCAGAGCCCAGGGCCAGCAUGAGGCAGACCAAGAUGGCGGCGGAGACGACAUCCUCCCCCUCCAUAACUCACCAGACCCUGGGAAUCUCCCUGUCACACAGGAGUUCCUGAUAGCAUGCCUGGACAAAAUGUCCGACAAACUGCUCAACAAAAUUCAAGCAUCGGUCACUGCAUUGGGCAAGGACAUCCAGGAGCUGGGCGAAAGAACGGCUCACGUGGAAAACCGCAUGGGCGAAUACGAAGAGGCCCAUAACGACCUGACAGACCACGUUAAGGCCCUGGAACAGCAACUUACCUCAGCCCAGCUCAAACUCUCAGAUCUGGAAGACAGGUCACGGAGACAGAACCUGAGAAUCCGGGGCAUACCGGAAUCGAUAACGCAAGCUGACAUACCCGAAUUCCUGACAGGUUUUUUCAAAUGUCUCAUACCAGAAAUAGCGACGGAGAUGAUCCUGCUAGACCGGGCCCACCGAGUAGCCAAACCGAAGUUUCUACCAGCCGAGGCGGCGAGAGAUACGCUGACCCAUCUACACUAUUAUCAUGUCAAAGAGGCCAUACUCAAAGCUGCCAGGAACCGUACAAACCUUCCAGCUAA
This is a messenger RNA of Pelobates cultripes (western spadefoot toad), 671 nucleotides long. The record is from the annotation of a GenBank genome assembly. NCBI's taxonomy places the organism in Eukaryota, Metazoa, Chordata, Amphibia, Anura, Pelobatidae.